Drosophila innubila is the source of this 1083-nucleotide messenger RNA. Its product is annotated as type-2 histone deacetylase 1-like. The record is from RefSeq and is a predicted model, not a curated record. Lineage: Eukaryota; Metazoa; Arthropoda; Insecta; Diptera; Drosophilidae.
AUGUCCAAUGGUGACGAUGUGCUGAACAACUGGGAAGAAAUUGACGAGGCAGGCCUUUGCAUGACGUUGCAAACGAAACUGCAAACCGCCAACCACAACCGGGAGUAAAUGAAAUUGCUACAGCGUCCACAGUCUCUGCAAGAAAGUAGCAGCAGCGGCGGCAGCGCGGCGGCAGCGGCAGCAUCAGCAGCGCCCAAGCAAAUAAUGAUUGCCAAAAAGCCAGCGAUAAUGGAGGCUGAUUUGACUACGGCACCUGUCAUGAUGGUAUUGCACAAGUCGGCCAGCGAGUACGAUGCAGCCAAUUAUGCCAAUCCCAUAAACAAUCAAACGGUCAAGAUAUUGCGACGACCCGCACAGGCCGAGGAGCGACGCGACUCAAAUGGUAUACGACCCAAGCAGCCUAUCAAGACGUUGCAGCAGCGGGAACAGGAAUAUGCACAGGCGCGCCUGCGCAUUCUGGGCAGUGCCAAGAACCCCGAGGACGAUAAACCUGCCACACCCACAACGCCAGUUAGCAAUGUCAGCACAACGUCUGUGAAUCCAUCAGCUCAAUGGCAAGCAGAAGUACCCUCUUAUGCUGUCAAUUUCAAUAACAAUAACAACAACAAUAACAGCGGAGUUGCAGGAGGAGUCGGCAGCAUUGGCGGCAUUGCAUCUACUGCACCUGGCAUGCACCGAUCGAGUUCGGCGCCAAAAAUGUCACAGUCAGCAACGCCAAUGUACAACUAUAACAACUACUAUCAGGCACCGCCGCCACCACCGCCGACGGCAGCAGCCAUGAGCUAUAUAUACUCAGCACCAAUGUUUCAGCACCAACGCAUGCCUCCAUAUGUUGCAGGACCAGCUGGCCAAGCAGCAGGCAGCUCAACGCCCAAUCCUCAGCAGAGCUGGUCACCGGUUGUAGGCGGUAGCGUUUCAGCCGCGUUAUUGCGCCAACAGUCAAUGCAUUCGCCCCAACAGCAACAGACGGCGGCGCCCCCGCCGCCGCCACCACAAUAUGCACAUGCUUACAAUGAUAAUGUAUUGCGGCUGCCACGUGGUCCUUGCCCCAAUGGCACCAUCGGCUUUCAGAUGCGUCGGUAA